Molecule: messenger RNA, 1640 nt
Organism: Gopherus evgoodei (Goodes thornscrub tortoise)
Lineage: Eukaryota; Metazoa; Chordata; Testudines; Testudinidae
Gene: MRPL3
Product: mitochondrial ribosomal protein L3
Biological process (GO): translation
Cellular component (GO): ribosome; mitochondrial large ribosomal subunit
Molecular function (GO): structural constituent of ribosome
Source: RefSeq, a predicted model, not a curated record
CUGCCCCCACGCGGUGCCCUUCGGAAUUCUUCCCCUGUAGGGUGUUCGCGGCUGGUGUCCGGAACUUUGUUCGCGGGCGCCGGGGCGGGCGGAAGGUUUUUCCACACGGACCAGACCAGGCUGUGCCGGGAGCGGGAGUUAUGCUGGGCUGGGGGCGGCUGCUGUGCCGGGCGGGGCUGCGCCUGCUGGCGGGAGGUCCGGGCGGCCCAGUGGAGGCGGCAGCCGCUAUCGGGAACAGGGGACCCUGGUGCUUUAUAGUCAGGCAUAUUAAUAGCGCCACCUGGUGGGAUGAACAUCUUUCUGAAGAGAACACCCAGUUCCUUAAGCAGUUAACAGCAGAAGAAUACAGAGCUCAAACAGCCAGUAAACUGUGUCCACUGAAAGAUGAGCCCUGGCCACUGCACUCAUGGGAACCAGGUUCCCGCAGAGUUGGCCUUGUUGCAGUAAAGUUGGGAAUGGUUCCGUUAUGGACCAAGAAUGGUGAAAGACAUGCUGUCACAUUACUUCAGGUGAAAGACUGCCAUGUUUUAAAGUACACACCAAAGGAGGAGUAUAAUGGAAAAACAGCUACCCUAAUCGUUGGAGGGAAAAAUUCAUCUCCUUUUUAUAAACCAGAGUCAGCAUUGGAAGUUUUCAGGGAAGCAGGAGUACCACCAAAGCAGAAAACUACAAUAUUUAAGGUGUCAGAUAAUGCUAUAAUUAAGCCAGGUACACCUCUGUAUGCAGCUCACUUCCGUCCAGGGCAGUUUGUGGAUGUCACUGCCAAAACAAUUGGUAAAGGAUUUCAAGGAGUCAUGAAAAGAUGGGGAUUUAAAGGCCAGCCGGCCAGCCAUGGCCAAACUAAAACACACAGAAGACCUGGGGCAAUAUCCAACACUAAUGCUGGCAAAGUUUUCCGUGGAACAAAAAUGCCUGGGAAAAUGGGUAAUGUCUACAGGACCGCUUUUGGAUUAAAGGUGUGGAGGAUCAACACAAAGCACAACAUUAUUUAUGUAAAUGGUUCUGUCCCAGGUCACAAAAAUUGUUUGGUAAAGGUCAGAGAUACAAAUUUACCUACUUACAGAGACUGCAAUAAAAAUGCUCCAUUCCCCACAUUUUUUGCUGAUGGAGAAGAAAAGCUGCCAGAAGACUUGUAUGAUCAGGAAGUUUUCCAGUUCACUGAUCCCUCAGUCACAUAUGUUUAGUGUUAUUGACAUCUUUAAGAACGUGCAGCUUUCACAUUAUUUCUGUGAACUUUCCAAUGCUGAACAAUUACAAACCCAGAUACUGCACUCUAGUUGAAUGACCUGAACUCGUCAAACAUUGUGGGUUUUUUUUUUCAGGGAGCAAGAUUUACCACAAUCUGUUCCAAACCGUAUUAAAACAGUGAGUGGUGGUAAGUUGGUGUGUCUGAGGGAAGGGUUUCAAAGUAAUGGGUUUAUUGCUGACUUUUUACAUUACAAAAUUGCUUCUUGUAACUUUUUCCCUCUCACAGACUGCUAAGAUUUCUUUAAAUCCAUUGUCUUGGAAUUGCGUGCAUCAGUUACGUGAUUGAUGAAGUUGAGACUAUUAACAGAACAAAAUGUAUAGUUGUUUUUUUCCCCUAAGGGAUAUGUACUGAUUAACUUUGACUGACAGAAAAUAAAGGUUUAUUAAAUAUC